UCCACCUCCGUCCCCCGCUGCAUGCACAUCAUACCAUAUCAUAAACCAGCUCCCAUUACUGCCAGCGAGCUAACAACAUACCCUUCAAAAAACAGCAUUUAAUAAACUGCAGAGGUUUGGUGUUAAAAAUGCCAAUAAGCGAACCAGGACUAAAUGUGUCAUUUUCUUUUUUUGGUCCGGACCAAGAGAACCAAGAGAACCGAACUACAAGUGUGAACACACCCUAUAAUGGCUGCAGGAAUGGAAGUCCCCCCAGUUAAAAGAUCACCUUUUUGACAGAGACAUCAUCAGUUGCACAUGCACAUUAGCUGGACCAGCCUAAAAAAUAGCAUGUUUUUUUUUUUUUUUUGCAUGAUCUGAGCUAAAGAAGCCCACUUGAAAGGCCAAAACGACAGAGGCUGAAAACACUUUUCCCAGGAAAUUUUGGGAAUUUCAGUGGAAAUUAAUCAAAUCUUAAAAGGUCAUUGAAAAAUCAUGAAACUUUUUAGGGUGUUGAUGGAGGGGCUACUGGGAGGUGUUUGGGAAGUACACUAUGUUUCCGUGUGUCUCCACCUGGCCCUCUUCUGAUCCCCCUGCCGCUCUCAGCCAUGCUCCGCCCAUUCCCUCGAUACAGCCUCCCAAUCAGCCUCUGCCUGACCUGCUACGGAGCUGUGCCGUGCUCCCUUCCCCAGCCACGCGCUUAAGCCCUUGCUCCAAUAAGAUGGAAUCCAUGAUUGUGGUGACGGAGUACGAGCCCAGUGGUGGCUCUGGACAGGAGAGCGGAGAGGAGGAGGAGGUUGAGGACAUGGACAGCUCAGAAACGCCGGAGCCGAGGUCAUCAGUUCCGGUACCGCCCUUCCGUAUGGCAUCUUGUGAUCUUUUAUCCCACACCGUGGGACGUCCAGAAGCGCUCUUCCCAGAACCGCAGGAGCACAGGGGAAGGCUCAGCCUCUCCGACCGGAAGCUCUCCCUACAGGAACGCUCGCAGACGCUUUCGUCACCCUGUGGUUCGCCGGGGCUGAACGGACGCUAUAUUUACCCGUCAUUACCGUACUCGCCGAUUACCUCCCCUCACUCGUCUCCACGACUCCCUCGAAGACCCACCGUGGAGUCUCAUCGGGUCUCCAUCACAGACCUGCAGGACUGCGUGCAGCUCAACCAGUACAAGCUGAAAGAUGAGAUCGGAAAGGGUUCCUAUGGAGUUGUCAAGCUGGCGUACAAUGAAGACGACAACACAUACUAUGCCAUGAAAGUGCUGUCCAAGAAGCGACUGAUGAGGCAGGCUGGGUUCCCACGCAGACCUCCUCCUCGUGGGGCAAAAUUGGCCCCUGAGGGCCCCCCUCAGCCCAAAGGGCCUCUGGAGCAUGUUUACCAGGAGAUAGCCAUCCUCAAGAAGCUCGAUCACCCUAAUGUGGUCAAGCUUGUGGAGGUGCUGGAUGAUCCUAGUGAGGACCAUCUGUACAUGGUAUUCGAGCUUGUUAAACAAGGAGCAGUGAUGGAAGUUCCUACUGAUAAGCCCCUGGAUGAGAACCAAGCACGCUUCUACUUCCAGGACUUGCUGAGAGGAAUCGAAUAUUUACAUUACCAGAGAAUCAUUCAUCGGGACAUUAAGCCUUCCAACCUGCUCGUGGGAGAAGACGGCCACAUUAAGAUUGCUGACUUUGGGGUCAGUAACCAGUUUGAGGGAGCGGAUGCCCUCCUGACCAGUACAGUGGGGACGCCAGCGUUUCUUGCCCCAGAGACCCUCUCAGAGACUCGGAAGAACUUCUCUGGCAAGGCUCUGGAUGUGUGGGCAAUGGGAGUCACCUUGUACUGUUUCAUUUUCGGAGUGUGUCCGUUUAUGGAUGAGCGUAUUUUGAGUCUUCAUCAAAAGAUCAAGACACAGCCAGUGGAGCUUCCAGAGAAUGCGGACAUAUCAGAUGACUUGAAGGACCUUCUUUUUAAAAUGUUGGACAAGAACCCUGAAUCCAGAAUUACCGUGCCACAAAUCAAGGUGCACCCAUGGGUGACACGGCACGGAGCUGAGCCCCUCCCUCCUGAGGACGAUAAUUGCUGUAGCCUGAUCGAAGUGACUGAAGAGGAGGUGGAAAACUCAGUCAAGCACAUCCCCAGCCUUGCCACAGUGAUCUUGGUAAGGACUAUGUUGCGGAAGCGUUCUUUUGGAAACCCGUUUGAUUGGGGCCGCAGGGAAGACAGGAGUCCCGCCACACCACGACACGUCCUUUCAAAAGGGAGAGCAGGGAGUUUGAAAUACUGCCACAAUCACAGUACCCAAAGGAAAAAAUGCUGUCAGAUUUGGAAACAAGAGAGCGAGGAAGGCAUGCGGAGCAUGGACCUGCCCUUCGUGGGCGAGGAUGAAGUUCUUUCCUGAUUCUUGUUGUGGGUGUCUUGCUCGCAAUUCUGCGAUGGCGAGUGGUUGUCGCCCGGGAAAUGCACCAGGAUGGGGCUUGGUAUGGCUUCCGGAAGGCCAGGAUAUGGACCUGGGGUUGGGGCAUGGACACAAUGAAGAAGCCUUGCUUUUUUCUGGGUUGUUGAUGUGAUGGGUGCCCACCCACUCCAUGCAUGCAUUUGUACAGUCCACAGCAGCAUGCACUGUAUCUGUCCGCCCAGGUCUCUGCUGUCUCUCAGGACCUGUUUUUUGUGUGUAUGUUUGUGUGUAUGUGAGUGUGUUUCUACUUCUCUCCUGCAUGGAGACUCUGCUUUACUUCUCUACUUCAGCUAGGGGGUGCCACUGCAGUGGACCGAAGGCCAAACAGACAAUAACGUACAUUUUUAAAAGAUUUCUUAGAUUUAUCCUUCACUCAUUAAUAAGAGAGACUGGCUACUUAAUAGCGGUUUCCACAGACACUUCCAGGUUUCCAUAUUGAUUUGAAAAGUAAUAAAAAUGUUGAUUGUAAAAUCUUUCAAAUAUUAAAGCAGUCAGACCUUUAUCAAUAUUGCUCUACAAAGCAAAACGCACUAACUACGGCAACACUGAAACCUAGAAAAAUGGCUGCAAAGUUUUUCGAUUGUCCAGCCAAAUGUGGAUUUUAAAAUAGUCUCACUCUGUUUUUUCUGAAUCUGAAUCAUUUUGAACCUUAGUGUGGGCAACUGGUUGUUUCUUUACCGGGAUGGGGGUGUGAGAAGUUUCCAGGGCGGGGCACAAGGAGACCCGGUCAUGCUAAGACACUAGAUUUCGAUAUAACUUUUUUUGACAGAAUGUGUAGUGUGUAUUGUGUUCUGUAUUUUGCUUUUGCAGUGCAUGAUAAUUAAUUUUAAGGUUUGUUAAAAAAAAUAAUUACAUAUAUAAAAUAGGUCAAACUUGCAAUUAGGAAAUGUCAUAUAUAGUAAAGGGACAAUUCAGGAUGAAAUAUUUGUAUGAGAGUGUGUUUCUAUAUCAAAUCACAGAGCUUUGUGUUUGUUUUCUAAUGUCUGCGCUGUAGAUAGUGGACAGGACCAAACCUCGAAACUAUCUAAAGUUGUUGUUUUUUUUAAAAAACUGCACAGCCCAAAUCCAAGAGAAAUGGGAAUUAUGGUCAUAACAUGUUUUCAUAUUUUUGAAUAGUAGGUUAAUAAAGGCACAACUAACCUUUAGGGAAUGCCAAAAAAAGGCAUUGUGUCAGUUUAUCUCCUUGUAUGUAACGUGACCCUUUUAAUCAUGAAAGUGACUGUCUUUUACUGUAAUUUCACUUCCUCUCCUUGUAGAAUAACCAGAGUGCCAUGUAGUAGUGCAUUUCAAACUUGGUCAUGAGCAGAGUGAAUUAGUUAUUAGCAUUUAUUAACAUUUCUAUAUCAGAUGCAUACUCUUAAGUUAUUGAGGGAAUACAAUUACUUAAUGCAAUCUAUGCAUGACUUUUCACUUAAGGAAUCAAUGUUUGUUAAUCAAUCUGUUUUGACACAAAUGUAUGCCUUACGUUUUCAUACUCAUAACUGUAGCAUAGAUCAUCAGUACAUGUGUAGAGUUUUUCAGUACGAUAGAAUUGGAGAUAAAGUAGAAUUGGAGAUGAAUUUAGAUAAGCUGCUCUAGACAGUGUAGAAAUUAAGGUAGUAACUUGCUUAAUCUCAGUUUUAAAGUUAGCAAAAAUAGUCCAAAGCCCUGUUGAGAUUUUCUCAAUGUGCACUACAUUCAUGUAACUUGUUUUUUCUAGAAUUGUUUGUUUGCUGUAACUGUACUUCAAAAAAAAAAAAAAAAAAAGCAAAAAAAAAAAAAAUGAGUGAUGGUGCUUUUCCACCACAGGAUUCUCUUUUUGACACAUGAAAUUUAUAAUGUAGAUGCUUCCAUGUAUCAAGGGAGUGAGUCCUUCUGCACAAGUAGGUUGAAUGUAUGUUGAUGGUUUACUGUGUAACUACAGUCAAGUCUUUCCUUUUGUUUUUAUCCACUGCUUUCUUUUUUCUGCAUGUUAAGCUCCUAUGUAUUUUACAGUAAAUUUGUGUGCUUUGUUUCUUUUUUUAGUUUUAUUUACAUUUUUUGUGUGGGUACUAUUACUAUGCAUAAGAAAUCUACCUUUGUGGUGCAGUUCUGGACUGUGUCAGUCAGUAGGUCCAUUGUGUUUGUUCUAUUGGAUGUUGAUGAUUGAAAAUCAAAGGAAUUGACUUAAAUAAGCAUGAUAACCUGAAGUUGGUUACACAAUAUCAGUAUAUGUAAGUGGAGAUUUUAACGAUUUGCUGAGAAGAUUUCGAUGACUUUUAACUAAUAUAUUAAGGGGAAGCACCAUUCCCCCUUUUGAGUAAAUAUUUAUUGAGAUUAAUUGAAAAUAUGAAAAUAUAUGGAGAUUUAUCUUUGCACAAUAUGGAGCAAAAUGUAAAUGACAGUGUUUCCAUGUAAAGCAUGUUUAUUGAAACCUUUAUAUGAAGGAUGAGGCCUCAUGACCAUGUCUUCUUCUUUUGUUAACAAAUCAUAACGAAGAACAAAGUUCACCUGCUGAAAACAAAGCAAGCAUUUUUCUGUUUUCCAUGCAACGACUUUCUCAAGGACUGACCUUACAUGCAUUGAAUAGAUUGACUGCUGAGGUGUAUAGUGAAGGGAAUGCUGUACUGUAUAUUUAUAACCUCUAAAUAUCUUUCUCCACUGUAUCUGCCCAGUUAUUCUUGAAGGGCUAGGAUAAAUGUUUGCGUCCAGAUCACACAAACUAUUGCGUUUUGAGCACUGUUGAGAGGGCUGUGUACAGAGAUGUUAUGUAGAUGCAUGCCAUCACUGUCACUUGAUCUCACGCAGCACGUUUGUUUCUUAAGCAUGUUUGAGCUCUUUACAGCAUCCUCUGAUCCCAUUGCUGAGCAUUCUAUAUAUUGUAUCCAGUUGAUUAUUUGAAUAAAUUAAAGCUGCAUUUAA
Molecule: messenger RNA, 5287 nt
Organism: Myxocyprinus asiaticus (Chinese sucker)
Lineage: Eukaryota; Metazoa; Chordata; Actinopteri; Cypriniformes; Catostomidae
Product: calcium/calmodulin-dependent protein kinase kinase 2-like
Exons: 19
Coding region: 533-2350 (605 amino acids)
Biological process (GO): protein phosphorylation; activation of protein kinase activity; CAMKK-AMPK signaling cascade
Molecular function (GO): protein kinase activity; ATP binding
Source: RefSeq, a predicted model, not a curated record